Molecule: messenger RNA, 1041 nt
Organism: Hemicordylus capensis (graceful crag lizard)
Lineage: Eukaryota; Metazoa; Chordata; Lepidosauria; Squamata; Cordylidae
Gene: ATOH1
Product: atonal bHLH transcription factor 1
Exons: 1
Coding region: 1-1041 (346 amino acids)
Molecular function (GO): protein dimerization activity
Source: RefSeq, a predicted model, not a curated record
AUGACUGCGCCCAGCGAAUGGAGCGAAGGCAGCAGGGAUUUGGGUCCGCAGCAGCAGUUAGAGGAGAGCCUGCUGCUGGGACAGGAGCCGGCAGGUCGUCGCAGCGCUUUCUCCUCAGCCUGGCUGGGCAUAUGCUGCCCCGGCCGUGUCAACGCUUCCCCAAGGUACCUGCUCUCGGGAGCAGCCGAGGGGGAUGAGGAGGAGGAAGAAGAAGAGGACGAGGACGAGGACGAGGACGAGGAGGAGGAGCUUUUGGAGGCAGGCGCAGCCGAGCACCUGGGCAGCGGCAGCAGCCGGAGCCCAAGCGGCGGGUCAGGGAAGCUGUGCGGGCUGCAGCAGCACCGCCACCGCCGCCACCACCACUUCCAGACCGGCGGCGUCCCUUGCGAGGCGCCGCAGCGGCCCCGCGCGUCCUGCCCCGGGGUCGGCAGCGGGGAUCUGCUGCGCCCGGCGUCUCAGGUGAGCGGCGUGCAGAAGCAGAGGCGCCUGGCGGCCAACGCCCGCGAGCGGCGGCGAAUGCACGGGCUGAACCAUGCUUUCGACCAGCUGCGCAAUGUUAUCCCUUCGUUCAACAACGACAAGAAACUCUCCAAGUACGAGACGCUGCAGAUGGCGCAGAUCUACAUCAGUGCCCUGGCCGAGCUGCUGCACAGCCCGCCACCUGCCGACAGCGCCCCCUGCGGCAAGGGCGCUCCCCAGCCAGCCAGUCAGAGCUACGACCGCGCGUCUUGUACCCCGCCUGUAGGGGGCACUCUACAGCAGCAGCCAAGAGCCCAGUCUUUAGGACACUGCAGGACGCGUUUUCCCCCAGAGCAGCCGGCGGGGGGCGGAGGGAGUUACUCGGUGCAACUGGACCCGCUGCAUUUCCCCUCCUUCACGGAAGGCGCCCUCCUGGGACAGAAAGCCCCCUCCCCAGCUCAGCUCCUGCAGCCCUCAGGUCAGCAGCAGCACGAACGGAGGAAACCCUCCCCGCCCGCCCACCGCAGUGAUGGAGAAUUCUCGCCCCGAUCCCACUACAGUGACUCUGAUGAGGCCAGCUAG